AUGAGGAUAGAAAAGGUCACUGGCUGUCAGAGCAUGGGUAUUUUCAGUGAACCUGGUAAGAUGUGUGCUGCAUAUAGUACUCAUGUGUCUUCUGUAGUUGACGAAUGUAAACAGUGUGAAAAGUCUUUCACUGAGAAGAAACACCCUAGAACACACACAAAAGGGAAACCUUUUCAAUGUAACAUUUGUGGAAAAUCUUUCAUAUGCAAGGCAUAUGUUACUAGACACGAGAGAACACACACAGGAGAGAAACCUUAUGAAUGUAACAAGUGUGGAAAGUCUUUCACCGAAAAAUCAAAGCUUACUGUCCACCAGAGAACACAUACUAGAGAGAAACCUUAUGAAUGUAAUGUUUGUGGAAAGUCUUUCAUCCAGAAAUCAAAGCUUACUGUCCACCAGAGAACACACACAAAAGAGAAACCCUUUGAAUGUAACAUUUGUGGAAAGUCUUUCUCCUGGAAGGCAUAUCUUACUAGACACCAGAGAACACACACAAAAGAGAAACCCUUUGAAUGUAACAUUUGUGGAAAGUCUUUCUCCUGGAAGGCACAUCUUACUAGACACCAAAGAACACACACAGGAGAGAAAGCUGAUGAAUGUAACAUGUGUGGAAAGUCUUUCUUCUGGAAGGCAUAUCUUACUAGACACCAGAGAACACACACAGGAGAGAAACCUUAUGAAUGUAACAUGUGUGGAAAGUCUUUCACCUGGAAGACAUACCUUACUGUCCACCAGAGAACACACACAAAAGAGAAACCUUUUGAAUGUAACAUUUGUGGAAAGUCUUUCUCCUGGAAGGCAUAUCUUACUCUCCACCAGAGAACACACACAGGAGAGAAACCUUAUGAAUGUAACAAGUUUGGAAAGUCUUUCACCCAGAAAUCGAUGCUUACUAACCACCAAAGAACACAUAAUAGAGAGAAACCUUAUGAAUGUAACGUGUGUCGAAAGUCUUUCACCGAGAAAUCAAACCUAACUCGCCACCAGAGAACACACACAAAAGAGAAACCUUUUGAAUGUAAUAUUUGUGGAAAGUCUUUCUCCUGCAAGACAUAUCUUACUCUGCACCAGAGAACACACACAGGAGAGAAACCUUAUGAAUGUAAGAUGUGUGGAAAAUCUUUCACCAAGAAGUCAAAUCUUAAUCUCCAUCAGAGAACACAUACUAGAGAGAAACCUUUUAAAUGUAACAUUUGUGGAAAGUCUUUCUCCUGCAAGACAUAUCUUACUCUGCACCAGAGAACACACACAGGAGAGAAACCUUAUGAAUGUAACAUGUGUGGAAAGUCCUUGUCUUGGAAGUCAAGCAUCAAUGUCCAUCAGAUAGUACACACAGGAAAGAAACCUUAUGAAUAUAAUAUGUGUGGAAUGAGUUUCACCUGGAAGUCCAACCUCACUGUCCAUCAGAAAACACACAGGAAAGAAACCUUAUGA
Dipodomys spectabilis (banner-tailed kangaroo rat) is the source of this 1434-nucleotide messenger RNA. RefSeq names its product zinc finger protein OZF-like. Gene Ontology annotation, molecular function: RNA polymerase II cis-regulatory region sequence-specific DNA binding; DNA-binding transcription factor activity. The record is from RefSeq and is a predicted model, not a curated record. Gene Ontology annotation, biological process: regulation of transcription by RNA polymerase II. NCBI's taxonomy places the organism in Eukaryota, Metazoa, Chordata, Mammalia, Rodentia, Heteromyidae. The coding region runs from base 1 to 1434 and encodes 477 amino acids. The transcript is spliced from 2 exons.